Daucus carota subsp. sativus is the source of this 1580-nucleotide messenger RNA. RefSeq lists its product as uncharacterized. The record is from RefSeq and is a predicted model, not a curated record. Bases 158 to 1222 code for a protein of 354 amino acids. NCBI's taxonomy places the organism in Eukaryota, Viridiplantae, Streptophyta, Magnoliopsida, Apiales, Apiaceae. The transcript has 13 exons. Gene Ontology annotation, molecular function: protein binding.
UACAGUAAGAAAAACAAAAUUUUAGAAUUGGGUCAAAUUUUUGACUGGAACCCGACCGACCCGAUACCGCCGGCCUCGGCUGUAAAAAGAGGGCGGAGCACUGGGGGAACAGUGAGACCGAGAAACAAACACACACAAAUUGAUAGGGUGACAGAAGAUGUUGGAGGCGAAGAGUGUACGCAAAGCAAAAAUCCCAGCUUCUUUACUAGAACACCCUACUCCAGCUCAUAUACAGCCCACUCGCCUCGCUCUUCAUGUCAAUCAACAUGCUUCUACUUGUUCUCUCUACAUAGCUUCUGCUGCUCUCAUUUAUAAACUCACGGUAUCAAUGGAAGAUUCCCUGAUUAGUCAAGGAAAAGAAAGCCUCUUGAUCCCUGAUCAGACAACUGUUUUAGAGUCAGACUUGGUUGAUCGCUGUCCUCACCGCUCAGAAAUCCAGAGUAUUGUUCUGGCUGAAACUGACAGCGGUGAAAACACAAUACUAGGGAGCGUGGAUUCUUACGGCCACCUUAUUGUUUCCAAAGCCAUUGUUAAUGAUAAAGAUCCAGAUGUCAGUAGGAUUAUAUAUUCAGCAUGCCCUCAGGAUUGUGGGGUUGGAGAAGGGAGCUGGGCAGGCCUUUGCUUUAGUCCAGUCCAAUGGUCAAUGGCAGCUGUGGCACGCAGCUACUGCAAAAGCGUGGAUAUAUACGACCAAGAUAUUCAUCUACGGACUUUACGAACAUUGCGGUAUCCAACUUCUCUAAGUUUUGUACAGAACUUGUCUUGUGGAUAUGGAAGUUCUUUAUUAGCGGUUACAGAAGGUUGCCAGCUGUCCUUAUGGGAUUUAAGAGUGAAAGAAAAUAAUGGUUGUGUGCAUAGAAUUACUGGUUCAGUUGGCGAUACCUUAUACGCAGUCAGCAACUCUUCAAAUGGUAAUAUUGCAGUCGGUGGAGCUGAUCGUACUGUUACUAUCUAUGAUCCUCGCAGAUUGACAGCUAUAUCAAGGUGGGUUCAUUGUUCUAAGUAUGAGAUUACUGGUCUGGCUUUCUCAUGUGCUGACUCUAACUACAUCUUUAUACAAGGGGUUGAUUAUGAGGUCAUUUGUGGGCAAUGGGAAGAAAGCAUGAAGGCAUAUUCAUUCAAAGGAGACUCAAACUGGCUUGGAUUCAGCAAGUGUGCCAACCGCGACAUAUUGGGUGGAUGGUGCGACUCAGGUAGCAUCUUUGUGGCGGACUUUGUAUAGAGAUCAUAAAUGUAAAACUGAUGGGGUUCUUGUGGGCUACUCUGUUAAAUGAUUUUCUUGUUGUCACUUGUACUUGAAGAGUCGGUUAGAUUCAGUUAAACCUCAGGCAUCUAUUUACUUCUUCACAGUUUUACAGCAAGAACUUUUGCAAUAUUGGGGACGUCUGUGGAUUUGCAGUGAGCUCGGUAGGUUUCUUUGUACGUAUUAAUGUAUCUUCACCUAAUGUGAGACUAGCUAUUAGAGGUAUAUUUUGUACCAAUUUAAAGUAGGAUCUUAUUUUUCUGCACUGCUUCUGUAAUCAUGACAAACCUGAGGAGCAUAUUUUAGUGUUUUGUUUGGUCGGAGAGUUUCAAAAUAA